Phymastichus coffea is the source of this 837-nucleotide messenger RNA. RefSeq names its product COMM domain-containing protein 10-like (gene Vlet). The record is from RefSeq and is a predicted model, not a curated record. The transcript has 4 exons. NCBI's taxonomy places the organism in Eukaryota, Metazoa, Arthropoda, Insecta, Hymenoptera, Eulophidae. The coding region runs from base 110 to 715 and encodes 201 amino acids.
CAUUGUUCAGAUUGUUGUUUUUAUUUUUCAGCAAAUCAGAGCAAAUUUGUUGACGUUUCUUUCGUUGUGGAAUCUGUUAUUUUUCGGAGCACAAAUUUAGUUAUCGACAAUGUCGUCGUGGAUUUCGAUUGACGAUCGCAUGAGACAUGGUUUGAAAACUCUAGAUCAAAUAGAAAACAGCAAACUCCGCCUCCUUAUCAACAGAAUAUGUCAAAGUAUGCAGGCAGGGAUUAGCGAUGAUAUAUUUAGUGCAGAAGAAGAAGAAAAGCUUAUGAGUUCACUCGGCUUAGAGAAGACUGAUCUUACCGUUUUACUCCAAACAAUAACAUUCAUCUACAGCAAAGCAGCUUUUCAUAUCGUCAAACCUGUAAUUGUAGAGUCAACAAUGAAGGAGAGCUUUUCUAUUGGAGAUGAUAAAGUUGCUAUUCUCUCUCAUGCUUGGAUUACUCAUGCACAGGGCAUUGUUGAUGCAUUCAAACACAAGUCAAUAUUUCCAAGUCAGGUUUCAGAUGUCAAUUGGACUGUUGAUGUAAAAGCAGCAUCAUCUAUCAAUGCCAAGACUGCGAAACCAGUCGCCAAAUUACAACUAAGCUUGAGUGGCUCUGGUGAGAAUGACAGGGUGACUGUUGAAAUGGAUAAAAAUCAAUUGUGGGACUUGUAUAACCAAUUGGAUGACAUUCAGUCACAGCUUGAAUUCAUAAGUAAAGAAAAGUGACAUAGCCUACGACUUAUUGAUGUUCUCGUGAGUCUUGGGUGCUUCUCUUUUGCCAACCUUGUCGUACAAAUGAGGACUUCUAUUUGGCAAUACACUGCUGAUAUUCACAGGCGACGCGAGGA